Colletotrichum navitas is the source of this 1516-nucleotide messenger RNA. Its product is annotated as BTB/POZ protein. The coding region runs from base 461 to 1147 and encodes 228 amino acids. The transcript is spliced from 2 exons. Lineage: Eukaryota; Fungi; Ascomycota; Sordariomycetes; Glomerellales; Glomerellaceae. Gene Ontology annotation, cellular component: cytoplasm. Gene Ontology annotation, molecular function: ubiquitin protein ligase binding. The record is from RefSeq and is a predicted model, not a curated record. Gene Ontology annotation, biological process: regulation of proteolysis; proteasome-mediated ubiquitin-dependent protein catabolic process.
ACCACCAGAGUGAAAGAAAGAAAUUUAAACUAUUCAAGGGGUCCGAGAAAUCAGCCAGAACUGCUCUUUCACCUUUUUCCAACGAGAACCUUUGAGAAGGAAAGAGCAUCUUCCUCUUUGAUACUCGACCUGACCGGGAAGUGGAAGGUGGGAAUGCAGGAAGGAGCCACCCAACUUCCUCCUGCUAGACGCACCUUCUUCUCCAGCCUUUUCACUUCUCAAAGGUAUAUAGUUCCUUACGCUCGUCCCCUGUUCAACUUGCACCUUCAUUUUUCACUUACUGGAGCCACAAGUGCCUCGAGCAGCACAACCUUUGUCCCCUCAACGCUGGAUUUCUCAAGUUUCACUCAAGAUAUUGAGAGACUCUGGCCUCAUCCUCAUCCUCAAACUAUCCCAUCUCAUUUUCAUCCACUAGAAAAAAACCUACACGGUAAUCAAGACACCCGGGAGAUUUCCGAAGAUGGACCCCAUACUCGACUUCCAGCGGCUGCUUAAGGCAGGCUUGUUCAGCGACUUUACCAUAAUCUGCCAGAGCACGGAGAUUCGUGUUCACAAGAUUAUCCUCGGCGCUCAGUCGGGAUACUUUGCUGCCUUAUUUAAAAGAAACAUGAAGGAAGCACAGGAAGGUGUCGUCACCUUUGACGACAUCGACCCGGAGGUGAUGAAGCACCUCGUCGAAUUCUUCUACAACGAAGACAGGAAGUUCACCUUUAAUUCGUCGGAUUUGAAGACCAGCGUGAGCGUUUGGAUCUUGGCCGAGCGUUUGCAGGCGACACAAGCUAUGCAAGAGCUUGAGGACCGCUUGAUCAACCAUCUUCAGAGCUACGAAAACAUGAAGGCCGCAGUUGAUGAAAGUCUUCGAGACAUGGUGUUCUCUCACCCAGCCUGUGCCAAGUCUGACGUUGGUUUUAUGUUUGCAGUCGCCACGUGGGUUGUUUUUGCAAAGAGUGAUUGUGCGACAACCGCUCUCGCACCCCUCACUAAGUACACCGAGCUGAUGCACAAAAUGCUCUUAUUCUCUCAUCACUAUAUGAAAAAAAGGGGGUCCAUCUUCGAUGCAUGUGAGUCGAUCGAGACUUUUGGUUCUGGACUCGAAAAAUACAGGGGAUGGGAUAUCAUCACAGAGGUAAUCACCGAGUGCAUGUAAAGCCCGAUAUAGGUACGUUACUCUUGAAACCAAGUGCGGAAAGUCGCUGACGCGGGUAGCUUUCUAGCUUCGGAUCCUCACCGGGAUAUCCUACUCGAGGUUUGUUCUCAUCUCGGACACUUCUGAGGAGCUGGGGGAGGCCUAUCAAAGUAUGGUGGUGGAUCAUUCAGCGAACCACUUCGCCAUGGAAUGGGGUAUACCCCCUGGUUCGGUUUCUGGGAUAGUGGCGUUUGUUUGGAUGUUGACGUUGGGGGGGGAGGAGGGAGGUCGGGCUAAUAUUAGCGAUACAUGUCCUCCGAUACACACCGGACGAUUCUAAUCCACACGAACCUGCUCUGACUCUGGACGUUGUCGAGUGUGAAGUGCUCC